This is a messenger RNA of Ostertagia ostertagi, 591 nucleotides long. The record is from the annotation of a GenBank genome assembly. Lineage: Eukaryota; Metazoa; Nematoda; Chromadorea; Rhabditida; Trichostrongylidae.
AUGAACGGCGCCAAAAAAUCUGUGGGGCAAGAACUCUUAGUAGAUACUAUCUGCAGUGGAGCUCUUAUAUCUCAACGUCACGUGCUAUCAGCAGCUCACUGUUUCACAUCUAAUUUCAGCGGUCCUAAGGAGAAGUGCAAUGGAUACAAGUCGGUUACGACCCUACCUACUCCAAAGAAUCAUUCAAGAUUUGGUUCGGAACGGAAUGCGCCAAGCACAACGCACUCAUGCCCCGAACCUAACAUAAGAUCAAUCAGCUACGGUCAGAAGUUUUUCGUUUGGUCCAAGAACAUUUAUCUAAGGCAAGAUGGAUGCAAAGAUUUACACGACGUGGCAAUAGCUGAGUUGGAUAAACCCGUACCCGAGUCAUUGGCAACACCGAUUUGCACCCCGGACAAAUCAACGAAGAUCCCCAAAAAACUCAAAUUUGUCGGCAAUGGAGUGAUUUCUCCUAACGAACAAAUAUUCGGUGGCCGCCAAGAAGUAGACCUGGACCUCGACUCACUUCAACCGGAAAUAUUUGUAAUCCAAACUAAAGCUAAAAAAGGGCGGCGUAAGUGCCGGAGACAGACGGAGGUGUAUUAUUUAUAA